This is a messenger RNA of Cuscuta campestris, 726 nucleotides long. The record is from the annotation of a GenBank genome assembly. Lineage: Eukaryota; Viridiplantae; Streptophyta; Magnoliopsida; Solanales; Convolvulaceae.
UUUGGUUAUUGCUAGAGGCUUGAAAAGAGGAUCGUUAUACAUGGUACCGGUGACAUCGGAGGGAGUGACCAACCCGGUAAAGACAGUUAACAAAGUCGGGCUCACUGAAUCAGGCAAAGCUAAGAAGGUUCAUUUUGCAAACGUGAAUCUUGGAGUUUUGGGGAUGACAGUUGAGUGUGUUCGGAGGUCUGAAUCAGGUCAGGGGUUUCGUGACAGUGGGAGCAUAGGACGUGUUCCGAGUACAGUUCUGAAACGUCGUUGGGUUUUGAGGACCAAGAAUCCGAACGUUAAAAUCUCUCCUGGGAAUAGUUUGCUGGAUUUGGAGAGUGGUAAUGGUCCUCGGUGUAUCUCUGGAUCCGGUGGAUUGUGCAAGCCGGUUGAGACAGAGGCUGUGGCGGUUACAGUCACGACUGGGUUGGAGCUCGGUGGAGCUUCAACUGUCCUUUCAUGUUAUUAAUGAAGGGGGUGGUUGCAACUAGGGGAUAUAACUGGAGUCUUAGCUUGUUCUUGGGAACUGGAGGCUUGGAGGACUUGGCAGUGAAGAUUACUGAGUUACUCAUGAUGGGUUUACUUGGAUGGCAUUUGUGUCUAUGCGAAAUCCUUCAAGUGGGAGAUUGUUGGGUUAUUCGGUGAAGGCUUUAGAGCUGUGGGCUUUAAGCCUGGUCGGCUAAAGGGAAGAAACAUGGGGGGCCGGUUUUAGUUAUUAAUUAAAGGGCCCAUUAGUUG